Messenger RNA from Aphanomyces astaci, 1245 nucleotides. RefSeq lists its product as hypothetical. Gene Ontology annotation, cellular component: centrosome. The transcript is spliced from 8 exons. Bases 14 to 943 code for a protein of 309 amino acids. NCBI's taxonomy places the organism in Eukaryota, Oomycota, Saprolegniomycetes, Saprolegniales, Verrucalvaceae. The record is from RefSeq and is a predicted model, not a curated record.
AAUCACCAAAGGUAUGACGAGUGAUGGCAGUGAUGCCGCGGCUGUGUUGUCGUUGAGAUCCCACCUCGCCGCUAUCGACUUGCUCGAGAAAGAUGGACUUGAGGAGGAACCGUCGCUUACAAGAGCCUAUGCCUCCAAGCCAACCGACUCAGGCAACGACGAUAGUUUUCAUCGUGAUAGUGGAAGCGAUGUCAGCCGUGUCGACACAAGAGAAAGCCUGCGGGCCACCGAAGUACUGGUCUUUCCUCCAUCCAAUGAAGCCACGCUGUUUUCGUCCAUGAUGGAGCAGCACCACACAGCGAUGGUGCAAACUACUCUGGCGCUCUUCGACGACCUGCAAACACGACUACGAAACGACCACGAUCGUCAGAUCAACAGCCAAGCGGCCGUCGCCGUAGAGCGAGAAGCCCACGCCCAAAACUCUUUAGCUGCGUUGCGCACAACGUUAGACGACAUGACAAACCGUGUAAAAGUGCAAAAGCUCAUGCUGCUUCGGCUGGCCACCCAUCACGCCACCAAAUCGCACUUGCAUGAUCGGCACUUUGGGAGUCCACAAAGCCUCCUUCGAAUCUUACACGCGUGGCACUUGUACAGCCGCCAGCGCAUGUUCAAAGAGCUUCGCCUCCGACAAGCCCAGACCCUUCACAGACAGCGAAUGCCGAGGAGGCCGUUCGAAGCAUGGAGACGGUACACGCAGUCAUUGCAACGAGCUCGGCAGGUAGAGCACAGUCGAGUCCAUCACGAGAUGGCCAUUGACACCCUCCAAGACCAGCAUGUUGCAGACCUGCAAGCGCUUCGGGAUGAGUUGGCGAGAGCCCACACAGAGAUCGAAGUGUAUCAGCUGGAGCAAGUGCGGUUGGUACGUCGGCUCGCUAGUUGCUUUGACAAGCCGAGUGGAGCAACACGGAGACGAACACGGCGGAUGGAUAUAUGGUUGGGGUAGCUGAUGUGUGCAUGCGGUAUGUAGGAAGAAGACGUGCGCCGAGUGUUUCUGCGUGGGGUGUCGGCCAUGAACUUGGAAGCGCUCAGUUUGUUUCGACAUAACCCGGUGCACCAACCCACCCCGCGCCAUGAGACAGGCGACGACGAGGGGACACUGUACAAGAGCAAUCCGUAGCCAUCCAUGGUUUAGUACGACACUGUGAAAUAUUCAAGGGUAGACUCGAUUGGGCUAAGUGGGGUAGAAGGUAGAAGGGCUCUAACCCAUGAAACCAACUUGCUAUGGAAUGGGAACGAACUAUCAGG